Athene cunicularia (burrowing owl) is the source of this 2739-nucleotide messenger RNA. It is a transcript of the gene SLC25A46, whose product is annotated as solute carrier family 25 member 46. The record is from RefSeq and is a predicted model, not a curated record. Lineage: Eukaryota; Metazoa; Chordata; Aves; Strigiformes; Strigidae. Bases 55 to 1281 code for a protein of 408 amino acids. Gene Ontology annotation, cellular component: mitochondrial outer membrane. The transcript is spliced from 8 exons. Gene Ontology annotation, biological process: mitochondrial fission; axon development; mitochondrial membrane fission.
GCUCCCUUCCUCCCUCCCUUCCUCCCUUCUUCCCUCCUCCCUUCCCCGCCCGCCAUGCACCCGCGGCGUCCCGAGGGCUUCGACGGCCUGGGCUACCGCGGGGGCGGCCGGGAGGAGCCGGGCCCCGGCGCCAGGCCCUUCAGCAGCGCCUCGGAGCUGGGCCACUGGGUGACCAGCCCGCCCGACAUCCCCGGCAGCCGCAACCUGCACUGGGGGGAGAAGACGCCGCCGUACGGGGCGGGAACCCCCCAGGGGGGCGCCGGCCUCAACGAGGAGCCCAACCUCGGAGCAGGCGGCCCCGGCGCCGAGCAGUUGAACAGGUUUGCAGGCUUUGGUAUUGGCCUUGCAAGCCUAUUUACAGAAAAUGUGUUGGCACAUCCUUGCAUUGUUCUACGUCGUCAGUGUCAGGUUAACUAUCAUGCUCGGAAUUAUCAUCUCACUCCGUUUACUAUUGUCAAUAUUAUGUACAGCAUCAAUAAGACACAGGGUCCAAGAGCUCUCUGGAAAGGAAUGGGCAGCACUUUCAUUGUUCAGGGCAUAACCCUGGGAACAGAAGGCAUCAUCAGUGAAUUUACACCUUUGCCAAGGGAGAUUUCGCAUAAAUGGAACCUCAAGCAGAUAGGUGGACACCUUCUACUCAAAGGUUUAACACAUGUGAUAGCAAUGCCUUUUUAUUCUGCGAGCCUCAUUGAAACUGUGCAGAGCGAGAUAAUUCGAGAUAAUCCUGGCAUCCUGGACUGUGUGAAAGAAGGAAUCGGCAGAGUUGUAGGCAUGGGAGUACCCCAUAGCAAGCGUCUCCUUCCUCUGAUGGUCUUGACUUUUCCAACUGCUCUACAUGGAGUCCUUCACUACAUCAUCAGUUCCAUCAUCCAGAAGCUUGUUUUAUUUGUUCUGAAAAGGGAUAAUUCUCACAACCUUCCAACUGAGAGCUCCGCUUCUGUGCAGAGCAUGCUGGACGCGUAUUUUCCAGAACUUAUUGCUAGCUUUGCUGCUAGCCUUUGUGCUGACGUCAUGCUUUACCCACUGGAGACCGUUUUACACCGCCUUCAUAUUCAGGGGACACGCACAAUAAUUGACAACACAGACCUUGGCUAUGAAGUGCUUCCGAUCAAUACUCAGUAUGAGGGAAUGAGAGACUGCAUAAAUACUAUAAAACGGGAAGAAGGAAUGCUAGGUUUUUAUAAAGGAUUUGGAGCUGUUAUAGUACAGUAUACCUUGCAUGUGGCAGUUUUACAGCUUACCAAAAUUAUUUACGCAACACUGCUUCAAAAUGUUUCUUAAUCUGUUCAGGUGCGGGUUUAGCACAGUAGAUGUGAUUGACUUACUAACUUAAUUAUUGUUUAAAAAACUUGUUUUAAAAAUGGGGAUAUAUGUUCCUAAGUGUAAUUAAAGUACUGUUUAAAAUUGAAUUGAAUAUAUAAUGUGCAGUCACACAGAAGGGAAUCAGAUUUCAAAUGUGGUUGGAGUGAGGAUUUACCUUUCCUCUUACCAGUUUAACUGGCUUAAGAAAUGGAUAUGAAUUCUUAAUAUUUGCUUUAUAAACAUCAGAUCUGACAUUUAAUUUGAACUCUUAGCCAGUUCAAAGGAAUUUAUUUUCAUAAUUUUUAGAAACUUGCAAGUAGAAUACUGAUGGGUUUACUGGUCUUCUAAGAAAUGUUUUCAACUUCACUGUUAAUGUAGCCAUGAGCAAAAUAGAAACUGUAGAAGUAACUUAAGUAGACAUAAAUGUCAUAAUUUACAUAGAAGACUUCUUUGCUGCAGUGUGACAGAAGAUGAUGAAGAAGAAUCCUUUGCUUUGUACAAAAAUAACAAAAACUCGUUUUUUUGGCAAAGUUGCAUAGAAUGCAAAUUUGGCUGUCUUGCAGUUUGUUUGCAAGGCUUACAGUAACUAAAGGGUGCGAAUAAAGCAAAUUAGAAACUGAUGUAUGCAUGUGUAAGUGCCAUUUUUAGUUGACUCCACUCGUAACUUCAGGGUUUAGUUUUACUCUGCUGCUUUGUGUAAGAGUAGAAUAAUCUUACAAAUGUAUGUAAUAUCAGUGUUCAUAGUGUAUGGAAAGCUUAAAAUAAUUGGCUAUAUCUAGAGUUUCUCUUUUGUUAGAUCAAAGAUGUAUUUACUUACUAUUUAGCACUGAUGUCCUUCAUUUAAAGUCUCUGUUGGAUUAAAUACUUUGGAGCAAAAUUUAGUCUUGUUUAUGUGCAAGCAAACAACGGAAAUGUACCAUUUUUUCCCCUCUUCCCAUAGCAAAUCAAGACUUUCUGUCUGAAAAUGAGUUCUGAGCAAUCAAAAUAACUUGGUCCUUGGUUUCAUCAGUAAAUAUCAUGAAAAUUGGGGGGAAUGAUUUUUAACAAAUAAAACAAGCACGUGUAGAAUAGCUUUUAAAUUAUGAGAGGCUUCUACCUCUUUCACACUUUCAUGUGGCAAGUCUUAUAUUUGUGAAUACUGUAAAUUGAUGUGUGUAUUAAUCAUUGUAUAGUAGUUACCACAUAUGGAAAGUAGUCAUGGCAAAAUAAUGAAAAGGUGUUGCUGUUCAUAAAUCCUGACUAAAUCAUUUGCAGGUCUGUUUUGCUAUUAUUAGUCUAACUUUCAUGUAUUUUAAAUGCAUACGUGUAGAAAUGAAAAGUAUAGUGAACUUGGGAACUGGGUUUAUUUUCAAAUACUGUUAAUUGCAGAUUUAGUGUAUAGAAUUGAAGCAAUUAAAUAAAAUAAGAAUUCACUGUAAAUAUUUUGAAGUAAUUCAC